AGAACCAUGAAGACCAACAUUUGGAACAUAAAGGAAAUGUUAAACAUACCGUUGGGAUCUGGAGGAUCCAAGGUGUCCAGUAAGAGCGGAACCAGCAGUGAUUACUCAAGCUUAACAGAUUCUCAGUUUCUACUGGGAUCUCAGUUCUGGCCAGAAAAUUCCCAAGCCAUAUCACAGGAUGUGUCUUACUCUUCAAGGAACAUCAAACAAAAUUCUGAGGAGGGAAGUGAGUUGAGAGUUUCUGCCAAUUAUCAUGCAAAGCCUUACCUGUUUGGUGGAGACACAGAAACUCUCAGUACCACCAACAGUAAACCUACCAUUGGUAUGCUAGAUAGGUUUGAAGAGGACAAAAAAAGAGCAAAAGACAAAUCAGAGAGUGAAACUAUCCAUCAUGAGUUUUUGAAGUUGCACGACUCCCUCGAAAAGGUAAUACAUCUGUUGGAAAACGUAAAUGACAGCGGUGACGCCACACACAAAGGUCUUGUGGAAGGAAUAAAUGGUCUUACAAGGACAAUAAAGGAAAGCAUGGCCAGUGUGCGGGAUGGCAUUACACCUCAGAUUGAGGCAGUGAUCACAAAAUUGAACUCUCAGAGUCAGACACUCAAAGAAAUUGAAGAGAGAGAGGCUAAGUUGGUCACUGCUACAAAAGACCUGAGCACCCAUCUGCAGGAUUUGCAGCGAAACAUGGAUAGUUUGAAGGUGGAGCAUGGCCAAGAGCAGACUGUGCUAGCAGAAAUGCAGUCCCUACUCUCAGCCACAGUGGAGGCCCAGUCCCAGAGAUCUGCCUCCAGGCCGGUUCAGAUGGUCAGCAGCGAGGUCCAGACCUCCCCUGGCUUGGUGGAGCAGUUCAGUGUGCUGAGUGAAGACCACCUAGGUCCUAGUGCCACCCAUCUUCUUGCCAAACCCUCAGAGCCCACUGUAGCUCUGAGUUCCUCCACCAAGCAAACCAAUGCAAACUAUGACCAGACAGUCCCGACCAGGGCCGCCUUGCAUCCUCUCCCCACCAACCAGGAGGAACGAGUCAUGCAUGUGGCAUCUGAUGGAUUGAACGAAAGCCUUUGGCAGCAGAAGUUCUGCAUACAGGCGCUUAAGGCAGCUGGGGAUGGAGACAUAGUCUCUGGCUCUGACCUGCCGGAGCCCAGACGGCAGUAUGCACUGAGACAGCGAGUCAUGCAGAGCUCUUGCUCUCAGGGAUACUUGCAGGAGGAUUCUCAAAUGGUGGCCAUUGCUGACAAACCCCAAGAUAGAGUACUGCCUGCCAGAGAAGAGGUUAUGACAACCAACUUCUCCAUGUGUGGUGGGACUCAGAAGACACGGUCGAAGAAGAGGCCCAGAGGCAAGACGAGGGCCCUGAUUCCACAAAAUGUUCCAUCUGUCUAUAGGAGGGCCGGACAAGGAAAUGGUUUCCACAAGUCAAGACUAGAUCACCAAGAGGAAGAGGAGGAGGAGGAGGAUGAAUUAUCUCCACUGUACCAGACCAAGAACAAAGCAUUCCGUGAGAACUUCAAACCAGCCUUCAAGCUGAAGGAGAAUAAACAGGUUAGCAUGCGUAAUGAUAAUGGCAGACAGCAUGUGUGGAACAUGUGGUCACAGAACACUAACAGUAUCCAGCACCGGUCAGCCUGUGAUGGGAUAGACAGGAAACCAAAAGCAAAGGCUAAGGCUAAGGCUAAAGCCGGGGUUCCUCAGAAGGCCGAGGAAGGCCUCUGGAAUCUUUUUGACUUUGAUGACUCUGACUGACUUUGAAGGCUCCCUAGGCUGUAGCACAAAUUGUUCAGAUGUUCAGCCCAUGGGUGUUCACAAUAUGUCAGCUUUAUAAGAGAAAACAUAGGUGGAUGAAAAAAGGACAUUUUGAGUUUCUGUAAGAGAGUGAUAAUUAGUUUGAAAGAAAAAAACAAACAAACAAAAACAACUAUGAUACUCAGGCAAAUUAAUGUAUUUGUAUGAUUUUGUUCUCUGUCAAGCAAAUAUUUUUUUCUGUUUCAGCAAUAAAUAUAUUUCUACAUAAAAAACA
Molecule: messenger RNA, 2014 nt
Organism: Sardina pilchardus (European sardine)
Lineage: Eukaryota; Metazoa; Chordata; Actinopteri; Clupeiformes; Clupeidae
Exons: 7
Coding region: 7-1740 (577 amino acids)
Biological process (GO): meiotic DNA double-strand break formation; homologous chromosome pairing at meiosis; DNA recombination
Cellular component (GO): condensed nuclear chromosome
Source: RefSeq, a predicted model, not a curated record